UUCUUUUAACCACGUGAUUGAAUGAUUAAAAAAAAAAAAAAAAAUUCAAAUUCUGUUUACUUGAUCUCUUGACAAAUCUUUACUAUCAUUUUAAACUGAGAACCAGAUAAUUAACUUUGGCGAACACGAAACACUUGAAAUGCGUAUCGAUACUUGUUAUUUUUGUUCGUCUAAAAUAUACCCAGGACAUGGAAUGCAUUUUGUAAGAAAUGAUUGUAAAGUAUUCAAAUUUUGUCGCUCUAAGUGUCAUAGAGCAUUCCAAAAGAAAAAGAACCCAAGACGUGUAAGAUGGACAAAAGCUUACCGUAAGGCUGUUGGUAAAGAAUUGGCCGUCGACCCUUCAUUUGAAAUUGAAAAAAGACGUAACAUACCCAUGAAAUAUGACAGAGAAUUUUGGCAAAUGUCGAUGGAAGCGAUUAAGAAAGUUACAGAAAUUCAAAAAAAACGUCAAUCAACCUAUGUAAUGCAGCGAUUGCGUAAGGGACGAGAAGUUGAACAACACAGAGAUAUUCGAGAAGUUCAAAGAGAUAUGGCUUUGAUUAAAUCUCCUGCUGCAGGACUUAAGCAACGUUUGGCUACUGAAGAAAAACUACUUGAAGAACAAGAAAAUGAUGUAGAGAUGGUGGCCACAGAAGAUGAGAAUAAUAUAGAUCAUAGUAAAUUGUCUUACAUAAAAAUAUGAAAUAUUUCUAAUUCU
This is a messenger RNA of Sipha flava (yellow sugarcane aphid), 697 nucleotides long. It is a transcript of the gene RpL24-like, whose product is annotated as probable ribosome biogenesis protein RLP24. Gene Ontology annotation, cellular component: nucleolus. NCBI's taxonomy places the organism in Eukaryota, Metazoa, Arthropoda, Insecta, Hemiptera, Aphididae. The coding region runs from base 140 to 682 and encodes 180 amino acids. The transcript has 4 exons. Gene Ontology annotation, biological process: ribosomal large subunit biogenesis. The record is from RefSeq and is a predicted model, not a curated record.